Messenger RNA from Pelagomonas calceolata, 1546 nucleotides. The record is from the annotation of a GenBank genome assembly. NCBI's taxonomy places the organism in Eukaryota, Pelagophyceae, Pelagomonadales, Pelagomonadaceae.
AGCGCGGCUUCGUGCUUGCGAGGCGACGGUGGGGCCUCGCGUGGGCUGUGGACUAGCGUCGUAGAGCUGUGGUGGCUGUGGGCCCGCCUGUGGGAAAUUUGAGCAGGCGUGCAGCGGUACACAGCACGCUGUGGGGUGCCAAGCUGCGUGGCGUUUUACAGCUGUGCUCAAAGCUGUCCGGAACCGUGACGGGUAGUGCGGCGGCUUGUCGAGCCAUGCGCCUUCUUGUGCAAUUUCUCGCGGCGGCGGCCGUAGCUCUGCAGGCGCCGCCCGCGCGGCAUGUGCGCACACGACGCCUCCAAGCGACGCAGCAGCUCGACGUCGGCUGCUGGAUGUUAUUAGUACCGGAGCUCAACGCGCUGCCCGGGAGGCACGCCUACGACCAGACGGAGUUUUUGAAUACCGACGAGAUCCUGGAUCGGGUCGAUUCGAUUGACGAGGCGGCAGUACUGUCGACCUGUGAUAGGUAUUGCGUGUUUGUUGCCACGAAGAAGAACCUGACCGAGGCGCUGCGCGACGUCGAGACCGUCGUGUCGCGCGAGAUCGCCGUGCGCGCCGGGCGGACUGGAAGGCAGCUCCUGCUGCCACACGCCGAGGGCGGUCCCCAAGCGAUUGCGGCGCCCGAGCUCCCGCAGCAGGCCGUCGCCGGCGCGCUCGACGACACUGCGACGCAGAACAUGCUCGCGGACGCCUUCGAGCAGGUCCGGGCGCGGCGCGCUGCCGCGGGCGAUGUUUUUGCGGCCCAGGUCGCGAAUCACGCGGACCACUUCCAGGGCGACGUCGACGCGUUGGCUGCCGCAUUGGUCGAGGAGCCCGAGACCGCGAGGCGGCGCCAAGUCUGCGAGGUCACGACGAAGGCGCGGCCGACGCGCGAAGACACGACGCUCACCGCUCAACAGGAAGCGCGACUCGAGGAGCGCGCCCAGAAAAGGGCAGCACGAGAAGAGGCCAAGCUCCUGAAGAAGGCCGAGCUCUUCAAGGAGCUCGGCUUCGCGAAAGAGAAGGAACAGUGCGAGCGCUUCGCGCUGCGGCUCGGCGCCGGUCUUGAAUCCACGAUUGUGGGCGACCUGACCAUCCCGCGGCAGCUGCUGGAAUUGCGGGACGAGACGCUGAAGAGCGGCGCGACGCCCAGGAGAGGCGCCCUCCUGCCGUUGAUCGACGCCGCGCGCGCGGCGGGCCGGAAAACCAGGGACGAGACCUUAGGUGAUUUAUCAAUAGCGCGCUUCCCGUCGCGCGAGGACACGAUGAGCGCGGACGAGGCUUCUGCUGUCUUGGAUCACGCGCGGGCUGUGGUGGACGCGGAGCACGCGCAGCUGCUGGAGAGCCGACUCGAGCGGCGCGCAGCACCAAUAAUCCGCGCCUUCCGCGCCCGCGCCGACGCGUUGGUGGCUCGCUCUACGCAUCCGAAGGCGCGGCUUGUAAUGAGACGGCUGCUGCACGCGCCGACGCUGCGCCUCCGGGGUGACCCAGCCGACGCGGACGCGGUCGUCGAGGACGCGCUGCGGCGCGUCGAGGUGGCGCUUGACGAGUUGCCGCCAUAACGUCC